GCGUUUGUGCUUCUAUGCGUCCAUACAUCAGUAGAUGAGCGUAUAUUAUGUAUGGUAUAUUACGUAUUUUACUAAUAUCUGACAAACGCAGACAAAUAGACGUGUGAACAGUGAAAACAUACCUUGGAUUAGAGUGGGUUAAACAUAAAUGUUGAAUCUUAACCUGCAAAAACUUGAUCACUAUUAUUUGCUACCUUUUUAUAUUAAUUUCAAUUAAUUCUGAUGUCUGAUUUUGGUAUUUCUCAUAUGUAUAAUUACUUUUUUUAUGGUUUCAAAAUAUGAUGGUACAUUACAGAAUAUAUGUUUGUUUGUUGCAUUAUCCUAUUCUGAGGAUUUGGAAUAAUAGAGCAAAUAAUAUGUGAUGUUAAAUAUGCUUCUUUGAGAAUACUGGUUUUUCCUGUCUAAAGAGUAGUUAAGAAAAAUAGUAAACAAUAAGAAGUUCUUAAUAAGAACGAUAAUUACAGAUGUAAGAAUGUACAGAAGUGCUAAGUAUAAUCGAUAAAUUAAAAUGAAGUUGUCAACAAUAUUGAGUUAAUAUCUUCAAGCAUGUCAAAAUAAAAAUAAAAGGGAACCCAGAUGUUUACUUAUUUUGUGUGAGAAGUGAAUUAUUUGUAUGUAAGAACUGUCAUUUGCAUUGAUUUCAAAUCAAAACAUUUCUCAUAUGAAGCUUAAACGACAAAGUUUUCCUAAGUAAAUCAUUUAUGCAUUGUUUUAUAAAAUAUGGUUGGUUAACAAUAUUGACAGAAAGAAAAAAUAAAUAGAAUCUUUUUAACUAAGAUUUGAGAGUAUCGCAAAAGUUUUGAUACUUAAUUGACAAUGUCUCUACAUUGCAACAUAUGUUUGUUGAACUUUCAAGAUAAUAAUGCCUUUCAAGGCCACCUUGGAGGUAAGAAACAUUUUAAGAAAGUUCAACAGGCCGAAAUCAUUGAAAGGUCAAUAGUAGUAUCACCGUUACCAAAAUGGAUCCAAGGCCGUCAGUUUAUUAAUUUUUUCCAAAGACAUGGCAAAAUCAAACAGCAUAAAAUCGGUCCAGAUUACCUUAUCAUAGAAUUUUGUGACAGUAAAUCUGCGGAAGCUCUAUUAAAGACACCUGUUUGGCUACACAACAAAAAAUUGAAUAUAAAAAGAAGAACACCGCAAGAUGAUCAAAGGGAGCCAAAGUCAACAAAGCAAAAUAGCCCCAUAGAAACCGAAGGCCAAAUAAGUUACAAUAACAUAAAACAAAUAUUCAAAAGUAAGACCACGUUCGAUAAUCAGUUAGCAGUAUUUCUGAAUACGAUACAACUUACCGAUGAAGAAAUCGAAGAAAGAUACGAUCCCAUUUGUACGAAACUGAACAUGAUGUUUAAAGUAGUAUUUCCAAGAUGUACUACAUACAAAUUUGGUUCGACUCAGACAGGACUAAGUUUCAAAAACUGUGAUUUAGAUAUAUACGUAGAUAUUGGUGAGCCAAUAUAUGAAGCUGAACAUGAAUUGCGAGAUGUAUGGACUAUGUCGAAAAUCUUUAGGGUAGUGAAGAAAAUGUUGUACCGAAAGAAUUACGUUUUCUCUAAUAUAGUAUUAAUUCCAAGAGCCAAAACACCUAUCAUAAAAUUUUGUUACGUUAAAACAGACGUUUCUUGUGAUAUUUCAUUUAAAAACAUGUUAGGUAUAUAUAAAACUUACUUGAUAAAGCAUUGCAUUUCUCUGGAUAGCAGACUGAAGCCGUUAAUGAUGCUUAUCAAAUACUGGGCGAGACAUUUUAAAAUAUCUGGCACAGGAAGAAUAUCAAAUUUCGCUUUAGUUUUGAUAAUUAUCUUUUAUCUGCAGCAGCCGUCCGUUAACAUUAUUCCUCCUCUAAUGAAACUCCAAGAGACUUGUAAUCCACAAGUUAUAAAUGGUUGGCAAGCUAAUUUUGAUGAAAAUGCAACCUUGCCUCCGAUUACUAAUAAGAACAGCAUUCCACAACUCCUUCAUGGUUUCUUUCUUUUCUAUGCAUCUUUUACGUUCAAAUCGCAAGUGAUUUGCACAUUGGAUGGAAUGACACGUGCAGAAUCGGAAUUUGAGAAUUUCGAAAGUCUGCCAGAGUAUAUGCAUAGGUAUAAAGAAUAUGCCAGACACCCUGACAAUAUUAAAUUAAAUACCAAUAGACCUAUAUGCGUCCAAGAUCCUAUAGAACUUAGUCAUAAUAUCACAGCGUGCACACCAUACCUUCUGUUGGGCACUUUUACGAGGUACUGUGCUAUUGGCUCUGAGAUCUGUGCAACAACUAGCAAAGAUGGGUACAGAGAUUUGCUGGACACCUUGUUUGGUACGGUGCUACCAAAGAAACCUCCUAAAAAUAAAUUUAUAAUUACGAUCUCUGCGAAUCGUUUUCAGCAGGUCAAUAAAUCGAAUGAUAGCAAAACAAAUGCUGCUGAGAAUUCGAAAUUUACUCAAAGGGACUGGUAUUUUAUUGUUUUUAAUAUAGUAAAAGAUAUUUUUGAGAAGGUUUUUAAAUUACAAGUGGAAGUUCUCACCGCUGAUGUUGAAGCGAAGCAACAGAAAAUCGAAAUGUUAUCGGAUGUGCAUACAGGGAAAUAUGAGAAACUUGUACUCCAUUGUAUCGGUUCUCACUGUGUAUGGCGUAAUAGAAAAAUUAUCAGUGUUGUUUUCGAUACUAGCUUGAGUUCUCUGGAAAAGGAAACUCUUAUAUCGGAGAAAGUUAUAGAAAACUGUGGUAAAACAAGCGAGACGAAUGGUAUAAAGUUAGAUUUUAUAUGCACAUUCGAAAAGAAAACAGAUCUGCAAAAGGUUUUUUUGACUAUAAAUAUUAAAGAUUGCGAUGAUAAUGUUUUUCAAGAAUUCACAUGUUUUGCUAAAAAUAAGCUACCUGAGAUAGUAGAACGAACAUUGAUACACAUGCAACAAUUCGAUAAAUGGUACUAAAUAAGUGCAUAAUAUGUCCAGAUAUAUAAAUACACGACUAUGGACCAAAGGUGUGUAACUAUUGGAAAUCAUUAGGAAUUACAUCUUUAUCACUGAUGUAGUAUAAUUUCUUUAUACAGAUGUUACAAUAGUUUUUCUUUUCAUUUUAAUUAAAUCGAUAUUGCAUUAUUGUGUGUAAAUAAACUUAUAUAUUUAUUCUAA
Messenger RNA from Hylaeus volcanicus, 3108 nucleotides. Its product is annotated as terminal uridylyltransferase Tailor-like. The record is from RefSeq and is a predicted model, not a curated record. Gene Ontology annotation, biological process: mitochondrial mRNA polyadenylation; mRNA 3'-end processing. Gene Ontology annotation, molecular function: nucleic acid binding; poly(A) RNA polymerase activity. The transcript is spliced from 5 exons. Lineage: Eukaryota; Metazoa; Arthropoda; Insecta; Hymenoptera; Colletidae. Bases 817 to 2907 code for a protein of 696 amino acids.